GUUGUUUUUAGCAGGCAACUUCUAUGUAACCGGUGCCCAAGUAAAUAAUUACCCGAUCGUAUAUACGUUUUUUUUUAACACUUGUUUUGAUUUCUACCAAAGAAGGGGUUUUGUCCAUGCAUGUGAUCAUACACCUACAUGUCUUCAUGAACAUUCUGCAUCUGAUAUCAUCUAAAAAGGAGGAAUCCCCUAAAAUACAGAAACUCAAAGAGUCAUGUAAGGACACUGCAACAUGCCCUGUGUCAUUCCCAAAAGAUGAACUGCGCGAGCGACUGACACCUAUACAGUACAAGGUCACACAGGAGAAGGGCACAGAGAGGGCAUUCAGUGGGGAGUAUAACAAGCACAAUGAGGAGGGCUCGUACCGAUGUGUUGUCUGCGGCAACCGGAUAUUCACCUCGGAAGACAAGUACAACUCCCAGUGCGGCUGGCCUGCCUUCUCUAACGUGCUGUCACAGGAAGCAGUCACGCUCGCUGACGAUACAUCUCACGGUGCUAAGCGUGUUGAAGUGAAAUGUGCCGACUGCAAGGCUCAUCUGGGGCACGUGUUUGAUGACGGGCCCAAACCAACGGGCGUCAGGUUCUGUGUCAAUUCAGCCGCUCUCAAGUUCAAAAAAGAGACUACAGUAUGACCUUCUUUUUUCUGGUUUUGGGCUCCAACAUUUCACUAGUUGCCUAUAUUAAAGCAUGUUUGCCAUAUUUAUGUAAUGUAGUACUUAUGAUAAUUGUCUCUUUGUUAAGUGUGUUUUGAUGUGUAUAAUAAUUUAUUGUAGAAGCUCUUGAUUUUUUUUAAGUUCAAUUUCAACCAUGUCGUUUUAUGCAUUGAACAAAUGUGUUUGAAUAAUUUCUUCUUUAUUGUUAUGAUAUUCUAUACCUGUAAUGUUUUAUAUUAAGAAUGUUAUUGAAAUGAUAUUUAACAAUAUUUUGCAUUUAUUUUAAUCAUAGUACAUUUGUAUCAAAUUCAGUUAACUUACGAAAAUAAAACAAUGCUCAUUAUUUUAUAAACAUUAUUAUUUUGGGGAUUUUUUUGUGUUUUUAUUGUUCAGGUUUCUGUGUUACUCAAAUCUGUUUUUUGUUUUUGUUUAUUAUUGAAAAAAAAGCAUAAUGUCCCUGGGCAUCAUAUUUCACGCCAAUGUUUUGUUUUGUUCUUUGUUAAUUGUUAGUUUUGUUGUUCCGUUUGAUAUUAAUUUACAUUUUGUUGUUGGAUGUUCUUACCUGUAAUUGACAUUAUUAACUUACUUACACACAGGCUGAUUCUCAUGGUAUAAUUUACAAAUGUCAGGAAACCCAUUUCAUUUUCUGAUGUGAAUUUUGAGUUUUAUUCUUGUUAUUGAUUCAGUUAAUGACUAAUAUCGUAUUUACUGAUUUACAAUCCCCUGUGUUAUUUCACUGUGUUUAUUAUAUGCAUUGGGUCCUGGAAAAACUGUGUGUAAUUAUUUCCGCCUUGUAUCAUCUCAAUACAUUAUGAAUCAUAAUGACUAUUGCUGAAUGCAUCUUGUUAUAGUUCUAAGAAGAGACUUCCUUGGUUAUGCACAAGCAUGAAGUUUUAUUUUCAGAUAACACACCUCAUACAGUAAUAAUCUUUUCAAUGAAAUGAUUAAAAUUAUUUAACACUGUCUUUGUUUUUUGCCUGUUUUUCUGUAACAUUUAUGACCUUGGUGAGAUUCAUUUUAAUAUUUAAGAAUAACUUUAUGAGAAAGUAUCAUGAAACCACCUUUUUUCGGUUUGGUUUUAGUUCUUAUCAAACAUGAAGUCCUCAAGGCAAGCAUUUUAUAUUAACCCAUUUAUGCCUAAUGGACUCUCACAUCCUUCUAAAUUGGAUCAAUUUAUUUUCAAAAUUAGGGAUGUUUAGUAUACUUAUUUCUCUAUUUAGAAUAUUUCUUACAGAAAUUCCUUUAAGCAAACAGCGCAGACCCUGAUGAGACGCCGCAUCAUGCGUCGUCUUAUCUGGGUCUACGCUUUUUGCCGAGGCCCUUUUUCUAGACGCUAGGCAUAAAUGGGUUCAAUCUAUGUCUGGUGUUGUGUGUGAUGAGGUGGUCAACUUUUACCUCUUAACACUCAAGAGGCCAAUAUUCUUACUCUUGGUCAUGAUGGACCUUGGUCAGAAUGGUCAUGAUAAACCUUGGUCAGAAUGUUUCUUGACAAUAUCAAGUCUGAUUCUUGGUCAUGUGAAUCCCAAAAUAAGAAAUCAUAGACUUAUCUUGUUGGCACUCUAGAAGACACAUUUAUUUAUAAAUAUUGAUGAAACUUGGUCCGAAUGAUAACCUUAAAAAUAUAAAGGCGGAGUUCAAAUCUUGUUAACAUGAAUCCAAAAACUGGUUUGCAGAUGGAAACCAUUUAACCACUCAGUUUAACAAUAAUCAGGGUGCAGAAUUCACUGGGUUUUUAGGGAGUUACACACGGGCUAGACAGAAUGGAAACACACCGUUAAGAACUUUAUUUUUGCAAAUAUCUCAAGUUAUUGAAAUACAUUUGCAAAAAUCUUGUGUGCAUAAAAGACAGGUUUUCUUGCAGUUUGUGCCAAUAUCUAAAGGUACAUGUAUAAGAAUUCUUGAAUACGUCUGACAUCGGUGACAGAAUUUCACCUUGUGUAGCGCAUAGUCGUCCAGAAUACAUGGACUUUUUGAACAAAAACACAGGCUUAUUAAAUAAAGUAAUUCUGAUGUAUUUCACAUUGCCACAAGCAGCACAAAAGUCUGUCUUUUAUGCACUAGUUGAAAUUCUUCAGAAAAAUUGUUUUAAAAAGUUAUUUGGAACAAAGCAGCACUUACUGAUGUGUUACAUCCAAUAAUGUUUAAUAGAGAAAACCCCACAAAGUCACGUGAUCCUGCAUCCUGAUAAUGGUCAUUAUUCAAUAGCCGGAAUCAGUAUCUAAUUGUAAUCGCAGGUGAAAUUUCUCAUACCCGAUUAUAAAAAUGACUUAAUUUCUUUUAUCCCGAAUUACUUUUCUUUUUCACCUAGAGUGGCAGUUGGACUUGUGGUUAGUUAAAAGACUGUCUUUAUAGAACAGGGUCAGAAUCUUGACACUAUUAGGGCCGUGUUUUUGUAUGGGUGAAGUGCAGUGACAGACUUGUUCAACAGAUUAAGUCUUUGACAAUUGGUGUACCUUAAACUCGGGUCGGGGCUUUAGGGCCCCCUUGUUAAUUGUUCAAUUUUUCAUAUUAUUCUUGCAUGUUUUGGCAGAUAUACAUUUUAGUGUUUAAAAUGUUGUCUUGUAACAGUACACCCAGUUCAACCAAAACCAUGACUUUUUAGAUGAUCCAUUUCAUUGGUACACUUUGCAUAUCUCUUUAAAUCUUACAAGCCCAUAUCAAUAUGUGAAAAAUGCACAAUGCGAAACAUUUCCUUGCUGUUUUGCACAUUUUUAUUCUAUUUGCUAUCGUCUUUUUUAUGUCCCCCACUAUAGUAGUGGGGGACAUAUUAUUUUUGCCCUGUCUGUUGGUCUGUCUGUUGGUCUGUCUGUUGGUCUGUCUGUUUGCGCCAACUUUAACAUUUUGCAAUAACUUUUGCUAUAUUGAAGAUAGCAACUUCAUAUUUGGCAUGCAUGUGUAUCUCAUGGAGCUGCACAUUUUGAGUGGUGAAAGGUCAAGGUCAUCCUUCAAGGUCAGAGGUCAAAUAUAUGUGGCCAAAAUCACUCAUUUUAUGAAUACUUUUUAAAUAUUUAAGAUAGCAACUUGAUAUUUGGCAUGCAUGUGUAUCUCAUGGAGCUGCACAUUUUGAGUGGUGAAAGGUCAAGGUCAUCCUUCAAGGUCAGAGGUCAAAUAUAUGUGGCCCAAAUCGCUUAUUUUAUGAAUACUUUUGCAAUAUUGAAGAUAGCAACUUGAUAUUUGGCAUGCAUGUGCAUCUCAUGGAGCUGCACAUUUUGAGUGGUGAAAGGUCAAGGUCAUCCUUCAAGGUCAGAGGUCAAAUAUAUGUGGCCCAAACCGCUUAUUUUAUGAAUACUUUUGCAAUAUUGAAGAUAGCAACUUGAUAUUUGGCAUGCAUGUGUAUCUCAUGGAGCUGCACAUUUUGAGUGGUGAAAGGUCAAGGUCAAGGUAAUCCUUCACAAGGUCAAGGUCAUCCUACAAGGUCAAACAUCAUAUAGGGGGACAUUGUGUUUCACAAACACAUCUUGUUUUAGAUUGUUCAUGUAUUUAGAAACGGCAUUUUGUUUUUUAUACAUCCAAAUUCUUCUAUGGAAAUUCUUUUUCUUUUCUUUUUCUUUUUAUGAAUUUUGAUUGAAAUUCUGCAUUUGUGAACCUCAUUAUGUUUUUUGUUGAAGAUUUUGUCUCACAUUUUAUCUUUUGUCAAUUAACGGCUUUUUUAUUGUUACCAUUCUGGUGAAGAAGUUUUAAUAUUUCUGUUUGUUGAUUGUGCAAGACCUUACAAAAGUGUAAUCAGUUUUGCUACACAGGUCUGAAUAUAAGUAUAAAAUGGUGACAUGAUAAUGAAAAUAUUCCCCCUCCCCCACCAAUAUUCCUUUAACAUACUGAUGUUGUAUAGUACAGACAAUUCUGUGGUUGUCAGAUAGUGAUUAUCAUGCAACUAAAAUAUGUUUGAGUUAUAAUGUUUACAUUUUGAUUUUGAAAAUGGAAAUUUUGUAAAAUGUAAGUCAUUUGAUGAUUCAUAUACAUGUAUCAUGCUAUUGUUAUGUUUCAAAACAUCCAGCAUUGGCUAAUUUAUUAAUGCAUGGCAUAAAAGAGGUGGCGCCCAUGAUGGUAGUUGAGUGUGAAAGAUAAAUGCUUUUUAUUGAAACUUACACCUAUGUUACCAUGGAAUUAUUAUACCCCCACAAACGAAGUUUAGGGGGUAUAUAGGAGUGAGCUUGUCUGUCGGUCUGUCCGUAUUAAGUGUGUGCUCUCUAAUUCAAGUUGUUUUCAUCCGAUCUUCACCAAACUUGGUCAGAUGUUGUAUCUAGAUGAUGUCUAGGUAAAGUUCGAAUAUGGGUCAUGCCGGGUAAAAAAUGAGGUCACGGGGUCACUUAGUGCGUUUUAAACAUUGAGCAUGGUGUCCGCUCUCUAAUUCAAGUAGUUUUCAUCAGAGCUUCACCAAACUUGGUCAGAAGUUGUAUCUAGAUGAUGUGUAGGUCAAGUUCGAACAUAGGCCAUGCCGGGUCAAUAACUAGGUCAUGGGGUCACUUAGUGCGUUUUAAACAUUAAGCAUGGUGUCCUUUGUUUUUUGUGAAGACAACAUGCAAAAUAUUCUGUGUCAAUGCGGCAUGUGGAUGUAUUCGUCAGGUCUGUGACAAAGCUCUAGUUUAUUUUAUUUUUUUUACUAUUUAAAUAAAUUUGCCCAUCAAAAAGGUCAUUUAAAUAAAUGAUGAAAAUUCUAAAAUGGACUAGUCCUUUCAAAACCUUUUUUGUAAGUGUUGAACUCUCUGAAUUGUUGUGCCAUUGCUUCCUGCCUGUCUCCUGAUAAGUGAAGUAAUGAAAACUGUUAAGAUAUAUCUACUUAUACAAUAUACAUGGUUAAACGAUCUUUUCUGUUGAAGUCAUUGUAUGCAUUUUUUAUAUUUGGAAACUUUACCGUUGUGUAUUUUCUGAUAUUAAAUUUUAGAUUUACAUUUGCUUAUAUUGUUUAUUAUGUUUGCCCAUGUUUCAUGAUGAUAUGGAUUGUGCUUUCGCUGGAAAUCACUUGAAAUAUAUCUGUAUUAAACCAUUUAUGUGGAGUUAUUUUAUAUAAAUUAUUUAUUUCAAACAUUUAUUUUGUGAUAAUUUUUCUGGUGUUAAGAACUUACUACUAUAGAUCAUUUAUACUUGUUAUUUUAUUGGAGUGAACAUGCUUAUUUUUGCAAAUCAUUAUUAUAAAGCUUUUCUAAAAUGUUGAUUAUGAAAUAGUAAAGAUGCAUUAUGAAAUACUUUUUUUCAUUGAAAUAAUUUGUGCCGCUAAGACCACUCAAACUAUUUUGAACGUUUGUCUUUGCUUCUCUUGGUGGAAUUUGCUAAAUGCUAUAUUUUGUGUGUGACCGAAACUGUUUCAUUCUUUAGUUUUUUCACAUGUACAUUGCACAUGUAUAUAAUGAAGGCCUUAGAUUUUAGUUGGAAACACCCUUUUGUCAAACGUUAGAUAUUUGAUCUUCCAUAUCGUUCAAAAAUAAUUAACUCGUUGCCAUGAAUAUGCAUACAAAUGUUUGGCUGGUCUCCCUUGAUUAUCAUUGAAAUAUCGCCGCCUAUAUUUUACAUUGACUGUUCGUUGUUUUUUUGCUGAAAAAAAAACACACACAAGAUUGAACCAGCCGAUCUCUUUAAACAGUUUUACUAUGUUGCUAGGCAUUUAUUUCAAAAGCACAUCCACGAUUGCAAUUAUUAUUUACAAGACGGAAAGCGUUGUAAUCGGUAAUUACAUUAUCAAUUCUUAAUUUAUGUUCAUAUUUAGGAUGAGUGUAUCAAAAGCAUAUUAGUGAACGUGCGUGUAACUUGCUAUAAAAUAUGUGUAAACUCCCGCCCUGUAGCAUAAGGUAGGAUUCGGGAUAUGAUUCUUAGUUAUUAGUUUUCCGCUUUUCUAUUCCUUCACAAUGGCCUACGAACCCGGUAUAUACGUUACGUCAGUAAUUAAGGUGGGCCAUGUAAUUCUUUCAUGCUCAUAAUGUUGCAGAUAACAUAAUCAUUGAUGUAACGUGUUUGCAAUAUUUAGUUGGAUAACUUUUAUGAAAUGUAUUUAUUUGUUAAAUAUAUUUGCAUGCGAUCUUUUAAGUGUAGUAUUUUAAUGAAACAUAUAGGACAAUGCAAUAAAAAUUUAAAUGAA
Molecule: messenger RNA, 6723 nt
Organism: Dreissena polymorpha
Lineage: Eukaryota; Metazoa; Mollusca; Bivalvia; Myida; Dreissenidae
Product: methionine-R-sulfoxide reductase B3, mitochondrial-like
Exons: 5
Coding region: 117-632 (171 amino acids)
Biological process (GO): protein repair; response to oxidative stress
Cellular component (GO): cytoplasm
Molecular function (GO): peptide-methionine (R)-S-oxide reductase activity
Source: RefSeq, a predicted model, not a curated record